Messenger RNA from Morone saxatilis (striped sea-bass), 736 nucleotides. RefSeq names its product TATA-box-binding protein-like. The transcript is spliced from 7 exons. Gene Ontology annotation, biological process: DNA-templated transcription initiation. Bases 1 to 720 code for a protein of 239 amino acids. The record is from RefSeq and is a predicted model, not a curated record. Gene Ontology annotation, molecular function: RNA polymerase II general transcription initiation factor activity; DNA binding. NCBI's taxonomy places the organism in Eukaryota, Metazoa, Chordata, Actinopteri, Moronidae.
AUGGAGAAACAGGAAGUGAACGAAGAGUCGGGAGACGAGCUGUUCUUCAGCUUACUGCCCGAUGAGCUCUACGAGGACGAUGCAGACAGCAGUACAGACUACAACUCCCAGAAUUCCUCAGCAGGAACAGUUAGUUUGCCCAUGACGGAGCUGGACACCUCCCCCGUUCGUCCCACGACCCCCGUGAUGCCAGAAAUCCUCCCACAGAUACAGAACGUGACCUCUACAGUGAAGCUGGGCUGCUGUCUGGACCUGAACGUAAUUGCUUGCAAAGCGUGGAAUGUAGAGUACAACCCAAAGACUUACAAGGCGCUCAUCAUGAGGAUCCGUGAGCCGAGAACCACAGCACUGAUCUACAAAUCUGGGAAUAUUGUCUGUACAGGAGCCAAAAGUGUGGAGGGGUCACAGCUGGCGGCCAGAAAGUACGCCCGCAUAGUGCAGAAGUUGGGCUUCCCUGCCCGCUUUCUGAACUUCAAGAUCCAUAACCUGGUUGCCAGUUGCAACAGCUUCCCAGUCAGUUUAGAGCGACUUGCCCACCAUCACGACUGCAGUUAUGAACCCGAGCUGUUUCCUGGCCUCCACUACAAGGGGGUGCCUGGUAUCACUGUGUCCAUCUUUUCAUCUGGGAAAAUGUCUUUGAGUGGAGCUAAAACAGAAGCUGACAUCUACAAAGUAUUAGAAACCUUCUUUCCAAUUGUGAGCUGCUUCAGGAGGAAGUGAAGAGAGACCGAGCUGU